Messenger RNA from Rhea pennata, 1616 nucleotides. It is a transcript of the gene ARC, whose product is annotated as activity regulated cytoskeleton associated protein. Gene Ontology annotation, molecular function: mRNA binding. The record is from RefSeq and is a predicted model, not a curated record. The transcript has a single exon. Gene Ontology annotation, cellular component: cytoplasm; actin cytoskeleton; plasma membrane. Bases 1 to 1215 code for a protein of 404 amino acids. NCBI's taxonomy places the organism in Eukaryota, Metazoa, Chordata, Aves, Rheiformes, Rheidae. Gene Ontology annotation, biological process: cytoskeleton organization; positive regulation of AMPA receptor activity; regulation of neuronal synaptic plasticity.
AUGCAGCUGGAUAAUGUUACCAAUGCUGGCAUCCACUCCUUCCAGGGGCACCGUGGAGUUGCCAACAAGCCCAAUGUGAUCCUGCAGAUAGGGAAAUGCAGGGCAGAGAUGUUGGAGCAUGUCAGGAGGACCCACCGGCACCUCCUGUCUGAGGUCUCCAAGCAGGUGGAGCGCGAGCUGAAAGGCUUGCAGAAAUCAGUGGGGAAGUUAGAAAAUAACCUAGAAGACCAUGUCCCAACUGACAACCAAAGAUGGAAAAAGUCCAUCAAGGCCUGUCUGGCCAGGUGUCAGGAGACCAUUGCCCACCUGGAGAGGUGGGUCAAGAGAGAGAUGAAUGUUUGGAAGGAAGUAUUUUUCCGUCUGGAGAAAUGGGCGGACCGUCUGGAGUCCAUGGGAGGCAAAUAUUGCCCUGGGGACCAUGGCAAGCAGACUGUGUCCGUGGGGGUAGGCGGCCCAGAGAUAAGGCCAAGUGAGGGGGAGAUUUAUGACUAUGCUCUUGACAUGAGCCAGAUGUAUGCACUGACCCCUCCUCCUGGGGAGGUACCCAGCAUCCCCCAGGGCCAUGAUUCCUACCAGUGGGUCUCUGUAUCAGAGGAUGCUCCAGCCUCCCCAGUGGAGACACAGAUCUUUGAGGAUCCCAGGGAGUUUUUGAGCCACUUGGAGGAAUACUUGAAGCAGGUGGGUGGAACAGAGGAGUAUUGGCUCUCUCAGAUCCAAAACCAUAUGAAUGGCCCAGCUAAAAAGUGGUGGGAAUACAAGCAGGACUCUGUGAAGAACUGGGUUGAGUUCAAGAAGGAGUUCCUGCAGUACAGUGAGGGGACUCUGACUAGGGAUGCCAUCAAAAGGGAGCUGGAUUUACCCCAGAAAGAGGGGGAGCCCCUCGACCAGUUCCUCUGGCGCAAGAGAGACCUGUACCAGACCCUCUAUGUUGAUGCAGAUGAGGAGGAGAUUAUCCAGUAUGUGGUAGGCACUCUCCAGCCCAAAUUGAAGCGCUUCCUGAGUUACCCCUUGCCCAAGACUUUAGAACAGCUGAUCCAAAGAGGGAAGGAAGUUCAAGGCAACAUGGACCACUCCGAUGAGCCCAGCCCGCAGAGGACCCCUGAGAUUCAGUCUGGGGACUCUGUGGAGAGCUUGCCACCCUCCACCACAGCCAGUCCCGUGCCCAGCAACGGGACACAACCCGAGCCCCCUAGCCCACCAGCUACUGUGAUAUGAGCUAGUCCAACUGAGGCUGCAGUCUGUGUUAUAUGAAAGGGAGAAAGGGGUAUAUUUAGGAAGCUUCUCCUCGAAUUCUGGCUGUGGGGAGACAUGAGGUGUGCUCAGUCCAACAGCCCACAGCAAAGGAAUUAACUUUGCUUGCGGGGGGAGGGAGGCAAAGGGGAAGAGGCACCUUAGGAUGUGGUUGCCCACCCACCUGAGCCAUGCAGUAUGGUGGUGCUGAGGAUACUGCUUGCACCACUGUGGGGGACGGACAAUUUUAUGAGACCCCUGAAAAGAAACCAGAGACAAUUCCCAACUUCAGAGACAGCCGCUUGGCGCUGGCGGCUUUCAAGGACUUCAUACAAGUGCAGCUAUUGGCUGAGGGUUCCGACACAUCUGGAUAUCUCCUUCUCCUU